AUGGAUAUGGGAAUCCAUCACAACUCUGAAGCUAUCGCUACUCUCUUUAGCAACGUUAGGGAUGUUCAAGCUCAACUUACCAAGAAUGAUGAGUUACUUGAACGGAUUUUCCAGAUUCUACAACAACCAACACCUAUCCCUGAACCCUUCUUCACUGAAGUUGUUCGUCAUCAGCUGGAUAUGGUCGCUGAGCUCAACCUUCAACAAGCAGAAGCUAUUGCUUCAAUAGAACAGUCACUGCACAACCUAGUUUCAUGCCUCCCUCUCUCCGUUGAAGAUGACAAAGAGGAGGAGAAGGCCCUUGAAAACGAUGAAGUCGUGGUUACAGUUGACCAUCAAGACUUUCCUCCUUCCACCUCUGUAUUUCCAAAUGUUGGUGAAGAUGAGGAUGAUAAAGAUAAUGAUGAUGAGGAUCCUGACCCCAGAUCCCAGAUACAGAGUCAAAAUUCCUCUUGUACCUCUAGAUGCAGUAAGUUCGACUUCCUUUCUAAAGUUGAACGCAAGGAAUCCCUAAAACCUGAACAAGAGCUGAAGCAACAUCAGCAGCAACUAAAAGACAUCCUGGAGUUAGCCAAGACUCUAGCUUAUCAAACUCAUGUAGAAGGUCGUCUACCUCUUCACAAGGUAAACAUACUCACUCAAUACAGGCCAACAGUGCACAAGGAAGGUUAUGAAGCAGAAAGACCUAUUCCAAAGAGACUCAUGAGCUACAUGAAGUCUAAGGAGAUUAGGAGAGCGUACAGACAUACACGCGAGACACUAGAACCAGUGUCUCGAACCCCGGUACGCAUAGGAGCAGCCAACGAAGAAGAGAGAACUGAGGAUACUUCAAUUCCUCAGACCGGGGGAGGAACGAUAAGAGCUGGAGAAGAGAGAAUGAGAGCUGAGGAAGAGAGAGCUUGCCAAAUAGAAAUCGCUCGCCUAAGAGAAGAGGCUAGACUCAGUGCAAAAGAGGAGGCUCGUCAAAUCUUGGCUCAAUCCUCUACUCCAAACCACGAGGAUUACCAAGAGCAUUAUGACGAUGCUGCACAGUCUUACACUAGCGAAGAAAGUGGUGAAGAGGAGGAAGAGACUGACGAAGAAGAGAGUGAGACAGAGAGUAAGGGAGAUGAGGAGGAGAGCAAGGAAGAAGAAGAGGAAGAAGAGGGAGGAGGUGAAGCAGUUGCUCUGUCUCAAGGUGGGACAGAGCAGCCUAGGCCAAAUAAGCACAUCAGAUUCACCUACCUCACUCCGAGUGCAACCACACUAUCUGACUCCGGUGGUCGAGACACGGAGAUCAUUGAAACAGAGGCGCACACCUCAAACCCUAACCAGCCUAUCCAACUAGAGGUCGCAUCUGCCUCUAGUUAUAUUAGCCAAAGGGACACCUUUCCACAGGGAACACCCUCUCAAAAGGUUGUCACCUUUGAAAACAUAACUGAUAUGUCUCCCAAUAUCACGCCACGUUCCCACACAAAGGAAUUUGUUUCCUCUGCACAAGUCAUGAAUGAAGGCGUCCCUGGAACGGGGACUCAAUCUGGCCCAUGUGUUGAGCCAGAGGUUACCACAUCUGCAUAUGUCAGUAGGGAAGCGUUCCAUUCCCUUUUCACCUCUAUGCAGUGCUCCUUAGAAGAGCUAAAACUCAGCAUGGCCCGUGUAGAGUCGUCCCCUUCUACACCUACUCUGGAUGAGAUACGAGUAUCCUUGGCAGUACUAAGAGCUGAGUCCACGACAAAUGCUUCUCGUAUCAAUAUACUAAUGGAAUUGAUGGCAACCAAUACAGCAACAUUACAGCAGGUUGUUGCAUCUCUACAGAGGGUUGAGGCGUCUACGUCGAUCAACAACCAGGCCCUCAUACCUCUGAGUGUACAUGUGGACUGUGUCACACAGAACGCCAUGAAUGCUCUGGGUGACAGACUCCUACAGAAGGUGGCGGACUUCAUUGCAGACUUCAACAGCAAGGCCACAACAGAAGCAAAGAACAUCAACGACACUCUCGCACGAUUCAACUACCGUUUAGACGACGAAGUGCAAAGGGUUGUCGUUGUAGUCAAUGAACUCCUCAAAACCAUCGAGGAAGUGAUCAGAUCCAUGUCUCGAGUAGAGGAUGAAAGACCUAAGAGACAGCGAGAUCAGUCUCCAUGUGCUGAACCGCCAAAGAGGAGGCGACUUGACGAUGAUGAGGACCCAGACGAGUCUCGUCCUCAAACUCACCAAGAGGGGGAGAACCUACCUACAGCCACACCAAGUACAACACCUCUGGCUGUCCCCUCUGCACCAUCGUCCUCUACUCUACGCCAUCAAAGUCAACCAAGGCAAAGCAAACAAAGCCAACAAGUGCCAGAUAACGCAGAGGCACUACGCAAAGGGAAAAUGCCUAUGACAUCAGAGGCAGAGCCAGCCAUGCCACACAAGUCUACAGAAGUGAUCGACCUUCUAUCUACCUAUGGAUCAGAAGACUCUGACCUGGCUCUGUCCUCCUCAACAGAGUAUGCUAUGGACAUGGUUGCUUCAUCAACAACCCAACAAGAAGAAGAGGUGGUGGCCGUGAAUGUGGCUGAUCCGUCGCUACUACACAUUCUGGUUGCCAUUCCUCUAGAAGAAGUAACCGUUGCUGCUCCUCCACCACAUUCAAGAACCGAUUGA
This is a messenger RNA of Cynara cardunculus var. scolymus (artichoke), 2625 nucleotides long. RefSeq names its product probable serine/threonine-protein kinase kinX. Lineage: Eukaryota; Viridiplantae; Streptophyta; Magnoliopsida; Asterales; Asteraceae. The transcript is spliced from 5 exons. The record is from RefSeq and is a predicted model, not a curated record. Bases 1 to 2625 code for a protein of 874 amino acids.